Molecule: messenger RNA, 5384 nt
Organism: Hippocampus comes (tiger tail seahorse)
Lineage: Eukaryota; Metazoa; Chordata; Actinopteri; Syngnathiformes; Syngnathidae
Product: zinc finger protein 865
Exons: 1
Coding region: 149-4804 (1551 amino acids)
Biological process (GO): regulation of transcription by RNA polymerase II
Cellular component (GO): nucleus
Molecular function (GO): DNA-binding transcription activator activity, RNA polymerase II-specific; RNA polymerase II cis-regulatory region sequence-specific DNA binding
Source: RefSeq, a predicted model, not a curated record
UAAAACCUUUUGACGGAAGCGUUUUUAGUUUUUUUUUUUUUUUCCUCCCCUUACUUCACUACUCUGUGUUGGGACUCUUGUUGCUGCUCUAAGCACUGGAGGUUUGACUUUGCACUCCCCCCCUCCCCCAUGUGCAUGUGAGUGGGAAAUGUUCCAGUUUGGAAAAUACAAUUUGGACAUAAUAGAGAUGUUAAGUGGGCACCAGGCCCACCAGUUUAAAGGCCUUGGUUUAGACCGACAACUGCAGCAUCAGCAGCAAGUGCAACUCCACCAGCACCAACUACAGCAGCAGCAGCAGCAGCAAGCCGAGUCGUCUGGAGCUCUUCUGUCCGGACUUGGCUUGGGCCCCCUGCAGGGGUCAAGAGGUAACGCCUUUUCUGAUUCUGCCUCCAUUUUUGCCAAGAUGAGUGCCCCUCCUCCCCCGCCUUUACAACAGCAGCCUUCCUCAUCCCAGAGCUCUCGUUCAAAGUCAAGCAAGAUGAGCAGCAGCAGCAGCUCAAGCCAUUCUUCAGGCUAUCCACAGUUCCUGCGCUCUUUCCACCCGUCUGAGGCAGCACUAGCGCAGGAGCAGUUGCACCCGAGCGCAGGCCGCUUUGAGCACUUUGCCGGAGGAAGUAGCAGUAGUGCGAGUGCUGGGGGAUUAGGAGGAUUAGUCACAUCCGCACCUCCACCCCCACCUCCUCUGCAUCCCGGCCUCUCUGUCCCCCAAGCAUCAUCCGGCCCCUCCUCGUCCUCCCCUUCCCCUUCAACCUCUGUGGCCACCUCUAACAACCCUUCUAGCAGCAGUGCAGUCAGCUCCUUGGGACACCAGUUGGUUGGGGCCCAGUCUGAUGCACGGAGCCUCCACCAACAGUUUAGUUGCAUGCUAGCGGCGAAUCAGUACUUCCUUUCUGGGGUGCCCGCUAAUGCCAGUUUAGAGCAGUUUCUCGUUCAACAGGGUAGCCAUAACCAUUUAGGGAUCGGUUUAAGUCAGACCGGUGGGGAACCUAGCGCGAGCCUUGCUCCGCCCCCGGCGCUGCAUUCCUCUCACUCGCAUAGCCACUCGGCUUCGCAAUCGCAGCAGGCUCCGCCGCAGCCCGCCCAGCAGCAACAGCUUCCGCCUCACACCCUUUCUCAUCCUCACUCUCACUCUCAUCCUCACCACCCGCUGCACCCCGGCUCCCAGCCCUCGUCGCUGGGCGGCUUUGACUUUCAAGGCAUCCCUGUCCUCUCGACCAAUCAGAUUGCUUCACUGAUGCAGCAGGAAGGAGGUUUGCCGCUUCCCUUGCCACUUCAUCUGUCCUUGUCUAAGGAUGAUGGUAAAGUGGAAAGCACGGGUGGUGGAACCGGUAGCAGUAGCACGAGUAGCAGUAGGAGGAAGAAAGCGAUGGCUGGCUAUUUGCCCCAGCGAAAAUCGGAAAGCACUAGCAAUGGCCCCGGCAGCCACGGUAACCCUAGCGCGAGUGGUAGCAAUGGAGCACUUAGCCAUAGUCAGCCCCCGGCUUUAAUUGGAAGUGGGGUGGGCUUAUCCAAUCUGGGCGGAGACCCCUCAUCCCUGCUUGCUUCAUCAUCUUCAUCCUCAUCCGUAGUUUCUUCUUCCUCCUCCUCUGCUCCCUCUUCCUCCGCUGCCUCAGUACUGGUUACUAACGAGUCUCUCCUUUCUAAAUCUGAUAACCUGGGCUCCAUACAAGCUAACACCACAGAGUCUGAUACCGAGUCGAUUUAUAGCUGUGGAGAGUGUGGCAAAAGCUUCCCUCACCUUUCCAGCCUGCGCAGGCAUAUGCGUAUGCACGAGCCAACUGCAGCUGGCACGAGCAAAUCUGCCACGACUUGCCCAAAUCCCGUGCACAUUAAAAGUCAGUCCGACCCGACCCUGCCCCAUUCGACCCAAGAAACUCCCCGGCCCUUGUCCAAUUGUUGCCCGAGCCCAGACAAAAUAUUUCAUUGCCCCGAUUGUGGGAAAGGCUUUAAGAAAAAAGGACACCUCCUGCAACACGGUGUUCUACACUCCUCGGCCCGCCCGUAUGGCUGCUCCACCUGCUCUCGGGCUUUUAAUCGUAGGGAGUCACUGACACGGCAUGAGAAGAUACAUGAGGAAAAGCCAUUCCGAUGUCCUGCCUGUGGUCGUGCCUUCCGCGAGAGCACCUCUCUACUCAACCACGCUGCCUCAGGCACCUGCGGCAAGCCAGGUAGGGGACCCAAACAACGAGGCGGCAAGCCAGGAAGCAAUGGUGAGGACAGGAUAGGGGGAGGGAGCGGAGGAGGUAACGGAGGAGGGGGAACUUAUCCGAGCAAUAGGGGGGUCAUUUAUGGGAAAACGGAGGAGAAGGAGGGUGUUAUCAUUGUUGGGGAAGGAGAGCAAAAAUCAGGUGUAGGAUGUGAUCUGUUUCAGUCUGCAAGGGGAGGGAAUUCAAAUGACAGGGACAGAGCCGAUGGUAAAUACCCCACUGACUACUCUCGGAAUCGUUACACAGGCUACCAUGAAGACCACCGUUCUCAAGGUAAUCCGUCUCCAUGCUACUCUGGCGCAUCCCCCUGUGGAAGCGGGAUGGCCGGCCCAGCUCUGAGAAAGGCACCCCUGGCCCCAACACUGCAUCCGCACUCUCAGAGCCACAACCAGCACCAUCAUCCGCAGCAGCAGCCGCAGCCGCAGCAGCCCCACCUGCCCCUCUCCUCUCUACUGGAUGACUCAGAGGAUGAUGUCACUAGCUCCGUCAAUAAUGCAAUCUCCGCCAUCACUGCGGCAACUGGAAAUAGAGACGACAGGGGCGACAUCAUAGGAGGUCUACUCGGUGGGCUUGGCCUCGGCCCCCUGGGUUCACCCUCAACCUCUGGCAUGGACAAGAAUUUCCGAGGUGGCGGCAACCAGGAGGCGUUGAGCAACAAUCCACAGAAUCCCGCCGCGAAGCCCAAACGUCCCCGCAAACCCAGAGCCAAGAAGGACCCAUCGGCCGAUGGGCAGCCCCCCAAACGUAGGCAGUACACGCCGAGGAUGGGAACCAGCGGGCUCCCUCGCACUCACCUCUGCAGUGUCUGCGGGAAGGGUUUCGCACGCCGCGAGACUCUUCGCAGGCACGACCGCAUACAUACCGGAGAAAAGCCUCAUCACUGCACGGUUUGCGGAAAGUAUUUUCGGGAGGCUUUCCACCUUAGCAAGCACCAAACGGUUCACUCUGGGGCUAAGAAUUACAAAUGCAGCAUCUGCGGGAAGGAGUUUGGUUACUCCCAGAGUCUCAGGCGGCACAGCAAACUCCACCAGAAGGGGGAGAUUGAAGAGGUGCCCGCAACGCCUGCUCCGGAGAACAUGAAUAGCUUUAAUCCCAACCCUCAAUGCGGUGUGACCCAAGACGGCAGCCAGAACCAAGUACCAAGCACCUCCUCCUAUUAUUCCUACCCUCAAGAUGUCAAGCCUCACGAUUCGCAGCCUCCGGCUCGUCUCUACACCUGUGCCAUCUGCUGGAAGUCGUUCCGCCACCACUUCCACCUGACCGCUCAUCACCAGACGGUUCACGAAGGAGGGGGCGAAAAGCAUUUCUGCUGCGAGGUGUGCGGUAAGGCCUUUGCUUACUCCAACAGCCUUACCCGACACCGGCAGUCCCAGCACGGAAUCACCCGCGGGGAGCCGUCGAACCCUCAAGAAGGCGGCGGCGGCGGUUCUGCGGACAACAGGGGAGGGAGCGAUGUGAACCAGUCGGCGUCCGAGAGCGAGGCUGCCACCAAUGCCCUGCUUCAGAUGGCCCCGGCCACCGACGGCCACGGGCCUCCGAGUCUGAACGUUGUCACUCACGGCCACCAACAGGCGCCGCCGCAGGCACCGGCUGGUUAUUCGCCUCUCUUUUAUGACGCGACGGCAGCCCAGUCGUCGUCUUCCGGCGCCCAGUCCUACUCGCAGCCUCUGCCCCCCAAUUCCACCGUCAUGCCGCCCCACCACCCGCACUCCCCCGCCGGGGUGAAAGGGGAGCACAUCUAUCCGGCCGGAUCCCGCAGCCGCACUCUACACACCACGGCCCCGUUCCAGCCCCUCACGGAACUGCCCUCCACCGAACAUCACCAUCUACAUCAUCAUCAUCAUCACCCCCACCUUCAUCCUCCUCAUCAUCAGUCAGGUGUCCAGCCCCAACAACACCUCGACUGCAGCAACCCGUUGCCGCACGAUGAGAUCAGACGACACAAGAAGAAAAAAAAAAAGUCCGAUAGGAGAGAGCGGCAGGGAACAACUCAGUACGAAUCCCAAGACGUAGUCAGAUUUGACGGCGGCCACAAGAAGAAAAAGAUAAGUUGCACGGUCAGGGGGCAGCCGAACAAAAAACAAGUCUCUCUUCGCUUGACAAUUAGGCGGGGAGAAGGAUCUGGCGGCGGUGGGUAUAAACUUGUCCACACCGCGGGCGUCAAGGUUCAGGUCCUGUCGUCCUUAAAAGUUCCCGUGAAGCGUUUUGGCUGUCCUAUAUGCCCCGGUUCGGUGUUUUCCCGCAAAGCGGGUCUGCUCGUCCACAUGUCAAUUAGACACCCACAAAAAGCCCAAAGCACUCGAGAGCGACUUCGGUGCAGUGUAUGUGGGAAGCAGUCUCAGAGGCCCCUGGCAGCUUUUGUCCAUCGGGCUUCUCAUCGCGCCAGAGGGACCUUCUCCUGCCAGUGCUGCUCGGCUCGCUUCUGGAACGCCGUCCUCCUCCGAAGGCACAAGGGCUCCUGCAGCCCCGUGGCGAAGGGAGCGCGGCAAGGCGAGGUGAAGAAGCCAACGCUCUUAAAGAGACCGAGAGAAAGACAGCCCCGAGAUGGUGCUCAGGGUGACACGCCGUACCACCCGCUGGGAUCGUACAGAUACUGAGCAUCCUGGUGCCCGGCCCCCCCCGAUGACAAGAAAGGGACUUGGAAAAAGGAAUAGGUUUGACACUCUGCUGAGUUGAGGACUGAGUGUGGUAACAACUACUGUAAAGCAUCCAAUGAAAUCACCUGAAAUGCUUCCAGAUUCUUUUGGAAUGUCUUUCAAAAAAAUGUGACUGUUUCCAUAGGAUCACUAACCCCUUAAGUGCAUUGACACUACGCUCGGCAGACACUGUGCAGUCACUAGGCAAGUUUAGAUAACCUUCCCUGCACACGUAUCGCUCCUAUUCUAACCCGCACAGCUUUUUUUUUUUUUUUUUUUGCUGUACGAUAAACUGUGUCUCUGCUGUGUACUUUGUAUGGUUCAUGUAGCACCUCUGAGGAUUUUUAUUUUAUAUUUUAACAUGUAAAGUGCUUUUUUAUUAGGAAUAGGGACUUUGGGAUGAAGACAUUUGUUGAUAGUCUGUCAGUGCAUGUUUGUUCUCCGGUCAAGUUUUUUGCUGAGAUGAUAUGUGAUGGCUUAUUCAAGUAUAUCCCGGAAGUUUGUAGUGUAAAUUUGAUAUACACCCUAGUGAUUAUAAUCA